AUGGUGAGAUUGAUCUCUGUUCGUUGUCUUCAUUUCUUAAUAUACCUUUUCAAGUUUUCCCUAACGCUGGUUUUGGCCAUUGUAGUACAGGGUACAAGUAUACAAGUAUCCGAAUACAAAGCCAAGUCACCUGAUGACGCCAGGAUGCAAUGCCUUCCACCUACUGAAACUGUAGAAAGUUCAAACGAUACUUACACCUGUAGAAUGGACGCAACGGAGACCCUGGUACAGGAAAUGGGAAAAACAUUCGCAAUCCUAGAGCAUAUCGACAAUUCCUCCAUGACGUGCUUAAAUGGUACUACGCUGCACCGCGGAGUGAUGAACUGGGAGAGAAAUAAAACAUUUGAUACGUGCAGCUACAGAAUUAAAAUCGAAGCGGGGUAUUAUCUAAUCCUAAGUGAGAGCUCAAACGCAAUUACAUUUUUUGAAAAGACCAAAUGUAAAGGAAACCAAACAUGCCCUUCAGAAAGCUACUAUUCUGAUGAAAUUGGUAGGUAUCUAAUUAUGUAA
Molecule: messenger RNA, 510 nt
Organism: Ostrea edulis (European flat oyster)
Lineage: Eukaryota; Metazoa; Mollusca; Bivalvia; Ostreida; Ostreidae
Exons: 4
Coding region: 1-510 (169 amino acids)
Source: RefSeq, a predicted model, not a curated record